Messenger RNA from Pedinophyceae sp. YPF-701, 576 nucleotides. The record is from the annotation of a GenBank genome assembly. Lineage: Eukaryota; Viridiplantae; Chlorophyta; Pedinophyceae.
AUGGGACAGACGAUAGGGAAGCUGCUCGACAGGCUGUUUGGUAACCUGCAGUGCCGGGUGGUGAUGCUGGGCUUGGACGCGGCGGGCAAAACAACCAUCCUGUACAAGCUGCACAUCGGCGAGGUGCUGAGCACGGUCCCGACGAUCGGAUUCAACGUCGAGAAGGUGGCGUACAAGAAAGCAGAAUUCACAGUGUGGGACGUCGGCGGGCAGGAGAAGCUGCGUCCGCUGUGGCGGCAUUAUUUCAGCAACACGGACGCGCUCAUCUACGUCGUCGACAGCGCGGACCGGGAACGUAUAAAACGCGCGGCGGAGGAGUUCUCCUCCAUCAUCAACGACCCCCUCAUGAAGAACGCCGUGAUCCUCGUGUUCGCGAACAAGCAAGACCAGCGGGGCGCGGUGCCCCCGAUGGGCGUGUGCCAGGCGCUGGGGCUACCGGAGCUGAGGGGGCGCGUGUGGCAUGUGCAGGGGUCCGUGGCGAUCAACGGCGAGGGGCUGUACGAGGGACUGGACUGGAUGGCUGGGACGAUGACGAAGCUCCGGAGAGCGGGCGUGCGGACCUCCGUGGGCGUGUGA